This is a messenger RNA of Molossus molossus (Pallas's mastiff bat), 1296 nucleotides long. It is a transcript of the gene BRCC3, whose product is annotated as BRCA1/BRCA2-containing complex subunit 3. The transcript is spliced from 10 exons. Gene Ontology annotation, molecular function: cysteine-type deubiquitinase activity; polyubiquitin modification-dependent protein binding; metallopeptidase activity. Gene Ontology annotation, biological process: double-strand break repair. Gene Ontology annotation, cellular component: BRISC complex; BRCA1-A complex. Bases 16 to 849 code for a protein of 277 amino acids. The record is from RefSeq and is a predicted model, not a curated record. Lineage: Eukaryota; Metazoa; Chordata; Mammalia; Chiroptera; Molossidae.
CAGGGUCGGACCAAGAUGGCGGUGCAGGUGGUUCAGGGGGUGCAGGCGGUUCAUCUCGAGUCGGAUGCUUUCCUAGUUUGUCUCAACCACGCUCUGAGCACAGAGAAGGAGGAGGUGAUGGGACUGUGUAUAGGAGAGUUGAAUGAUGACACAAGGAGUGACUCCAAAUUUACAUAUACUGGAACUGAAAUGCGCACAGUUGCUGAAAAGGUUGACACCGUCAGAAUUGUUCACAUUCAUUCUGUCAUCAUCUUGCGACGUUCUGAUAAGAGAAAGGAUCGAGUGGAAAUUUCUCCAGAGCAGCUAUCUGCAGCCUCAACAGAGGCGGAGAGGUUGGCUGAACUAACAGGUCGCCCCAUGAGAGUUGUGGGCUGGUAUCAUUCCCAUCCUCAUAUAACUGUUUGGCCUUCACAUGUUGAUGUUCGCACACAAGCUAUGUAUCAGAUGAUGGAUCAAGGCUUUGUAGGACUUAUUUUUUCCUGUUUCAUAGAAGAUAAAAACACAAAGACUGGCCGGGUACUCUACACUUGCUUUCAAUCCAUUCAGGCCCAAAAGAGCUCAGAGUAUGAGAGAAUUGAAAUCCCAAUCCAUAUUGUACCUCAUGUAACCAUUGGGAAAGUGUGCCUUGAAUCAGCAGUUGAGCUGCCCAAGAUCCUGUGCCAAGAGGAACAGGAUGCAUAUAGGAGGAUCCACAGUCUUACACAUCUGGACUCUGUAACCAAGAUCCAUAAUGGCUCAGGAAAAAUGAAAAUAUCCAAGGGUAAAAUUAGUUACGCUAAAUCAAUUUUGAAGAAAAAGUUGGAAGACUCACAUUACCUGACCUCAAGACUUACUAUAAAGCAAGAGUAAUCAAGAUGGUAUGGUAUAUGCCCAACUGAUUUUUGACAAAGGUGCAAAAGCAAUUCAAUGGAGGAAGGAUAGUCUUUUCAAUAAAUGAUGCUGGUGUAAUUGGACACCCAAAGGCAAUAAAUGAACUUUGACAUAAAAUACACACCUUAUAAAAAUUAACAAAAUCUAUCAUGGACUUAGAUGUGAGAUGUAAAAUUAUAAAACUUUUAGAAAUAAAAUCAUAGAAAAAUCUUCAGGAUCUUGGGCUAAGCAACAAGUUCUCAGCCUUUACCCCCAAAGCACAAUCCUAAAAGGAAAGGUUGAUAUAUAUAGGACUUCAUCAAAAUGAAAAACUUUUGCUUUGCAAAAAAUUUAAGAAGGGAAUUAUUGAGAGAAUUAUUUACAAACCAUAUAUCUAAUUGAUCUAGAAGAUAUAACAUUAAAAACAAACAAUCCAAUUAGAAAAUG